AUGGGAGGCAGCGAUUCCAUUCAACAAAAAAUUGAAUCCUCCGUCUUUGUCAAGCUCAACUCAUCAGGUCGUCCCUUCGAGGAGCAUUACGUCGCGCAUAUCAAGAUAUGGGAAGCAGCGCAGGACGGAAAAGGGAGAAAGUCCAGAUAUAUCAUUCUCUCACAGGCCAGCGACAAGUCAGGAUACAUUCAUAAGGCGAAACUCAAUUGCAACGGUGCUUUCUCUGUCGGAAAAACGUGGCCCCUCGAGGAGCUUCGCGAGGUCGAGGUUGUCAACUCAUUGGUCUUCGAGAUCACUCCCAGUGCCACAACCUACAGAUGGCAAGCAGACAAUCCGAAGGACCAAGCAGAGUUUGUAGCUUCCCUAAUCAAACUCUUUCAGACUGUGACGGGAGGAGCUGUACCUUUGAGAUUGAUUGGUGUCAAGAUGUCCGAUGGAGUCCCUGCUGCCAAGCCGUCUCCUCCGCACUUUGGAUCAACGCGUCUACGCCGUCCGCCCACGACAGAGAGUGACAAGACGGCUCAUAGCGGGACAUCUGAAUCUGCUGCUGCUGACUCCCUUGAGCACGCGUCGACGAAGCCAGUCUCACGGAACCCUCCGAUUGUAAUAUGGAAACGCCCCGUAGACGUCUCACAGCUGCCACCCUUCCCGCCUACUCCUCUUCCUACCUUGACGUGA
Molecule: messenger RNA, 678 nt
Organism: Fibroporia radiculosa
Lineage: Eukaryota; Fungi; Basidiomycota; Agaricomycetes; Polyporales; Fibroporiaceae
Exons: 4
Coding region: 1-678 (225 amino acids)
Source: RefSeq, a predicted model, not a curated record